Molecule: messenger RNA, 2637 nt
Organism: Penicillium riverlandense
Lineage: Eukaryota; Fungi; Ascomycota; Eurotiomycetes; Eurotiales; Aspergillaceae
Product: SMEK family protein
Exons: 8
Coding region: 1-2637 (878 amino acids)
Biological process (GO): DNA damage response; protein dephosphorylation
Cellular component (GO): protein phosphatase 4 complex; nucleoplasm
Molecular function (GO): protein phosphatase activator activity
Source: RefSeq, a predicted model, not a curated record
AUGGCGCUGGACUUGCAGCCGCCCGACGGUCGCAAACGGGUCAAGGUCUACGAACUGAGGGAUAAUGACUGGUUUGACCGGGGAACGGGUUUCUGCACGGGGCAGACCUUGGGGGAGGAGCCUCGGAUAUUCGUCGAAUCGGAAGAUCAGCCCAAUCGCGUGCUUCUUGAGACCAAGAUCACCAAGGAUGAUGGCUAUCAGAAGCAACAAGAAACCUUGAUCGUUUGGACGGAACAGAAUGGCACGGAUAUGGCGCUGAGUUUCCAGGAGGCAGAAGGUUGCGCGGUGAUCUGGGAUUUCGUCAACACUGUCCAACAACAUCUCCUCAGCCUGGCGGCUGCCGAUGAUGCCCUAUCAGACGACCUCGAAAGUUACCAGUCUAUCGUGUUACCGGCGCCAGAACUCGGAAACCUCGCCGAAAUAGAACAGAUCGUCCGAGCUGCGAGUAUGACCCAGGCCGGCCGUGACGCACUUUGCAAAUUCAUCAUUCGCGACGAGUACAUCUCUAAACUUGUACCAUUAGUGCAGAUGGCCGAGGACCUGGAGAGCCUAGCCGACUUGCAUCGCCUUUGCAACAUCAUGAAAUCCUUGAUUCUUCUCAACGACAACACCAUCAUUGAAACUGUGGUUGCUGACCCGGUUAUUCUGGGAGUGGUUGGGGCUCUCGAAUAUGAUCCCGAAUUCCCAACACAUAAAGCAAACCACCGACAGUAUCUGGCCGACCAGUCGCGUUACAAAGAAGUAGUGCCCAUCAAGGACCCCAUCAUCCGCAGGAAGAUCCGGAGCACCUGGCGCUUGCAAUACCUAAAGGAUGUGGUGUUGGCUCGGAUCCUGGACGACCCGACCUUCUCCGUGCUCAACUCCCUGAUCUUCUUCAACCAGAUGGAGAUUGUCAACCAUAUCCAGUCGAAUGCACAAUUCUUACGCGAACUUUUUGCGGUCUUCGACCCGAGAAACCUGGACGCAAAGCGCAAAGACGACGCCGUGCAGUUCCUCCACCAAUGUGCAGCAAUCGCAAAGAACUUGCAGACCCCGGCGCGCGCUAACCUCUUUACCAACUUCAUCAACUACGGCUUAUUCGCCGUUAUCGCCUUUGCCGUGAAACACCCGAACCCAGCGAUGCGCACAACUGGUAUUGAUAUUCUGAUGGCCUUGCUCGACCAUGACCCCGUGAUUAUGCGUGGGUACAUGCUCAAGGCCGUUAACGAGAAGAAGACGCCGCUCACCGACACAUUGAUUGACCUCCUCCAUACCGAGACCGACCUUGGAGUCAAGAAUCAACUCUCUGAGGCGGUUAGGAGCCUUCUUGACCCGCAGGUUCCCCUGCAAGACCCACUCGGACGACCUGGACCCGACUACUUCAAGGCUCGUUCCGCUAACCUUCUUUCCGAUACAUUCGUUCAACAACAUUUCGACGAGUCUGCCAAACGUCUUUUCCGGCCUCUCAAAGAACUUGCCAAUCGUCAUAACCUGAAUGACUUGACCUUCCAAGAGGUCACGCUCUACUCGCAUCUUGUAGAGAUCCUCACCUUUUUUGUUCGUCAGCAACAAUACCGUGCACGCAAUGCGAUCCAUAACGAGUCUCUCGCGCCCCGGGUUGCCCAGCUCCUCACAGCCCCCCAAAAACACCUAAAACUCGUUGCCCUCAAAUUUUUCCGUGCUCUAGUUAAUGUUUCGGACACCUUCUGGCAAGCUCUCAUCACACAUACCCCUGCCUUCGGGUUGUGUCUCGACAUCAUCUACGAAACCAUGCCCCGCGACAAUCUUCUAAAUUCUGCCUGCCUCGAGCUUUUCGACUACAUCAAGCGUUCCAAUUGCAAGUCUUUUAUCAUUCAUAUAGUGGAGGAAUACCGCGAGAAGCUUGAGAGCAUCAACUACGUCGAAACUUUCCACCAUUUGAUUCUCCGAUACGAUCAAAUGCAAGGAUAUGGUAUUGACGCCGACUUGGUGCCGCUCAGACGCCAGGAUGAGGACAGCACGCCGCGGAGGAUGCCGCUCAACGGCGAGCGAUGGCAAGGCGUCAGGGAAAUGGAUGCGGCCGAAGAAGAGUACUUUAACACUUCGGAUGACGAGGAGGAGUGGACUCCGGACACUCGGGCAGCCGUUGCCGUCGGUCCGCUCAACGGGGCUGCUUCUCCGGCCGUCAAAUCCUUGGUUGACUACCCGGAUGACGACGACGACGAUGAUGUUAUGGAUACAAAACCUGAAGACGAUCAACCGGCUCAGCCAUUGGAUGCCGCAGACGUCCCUGCCGAGGGCGACACCUCUCCCGCCUCUUCCACCACUCAGACGCCACCUGCGCCUGAACGACUGGCCGAGAAGCGUCGUCGCGAGGAAGAAGAUGAGGACGAGUUGAUGAAGCUGACGGCAGGACCCAAGCGGAGAAGUUCCACGGCCAGCAAUUCCAGCGCGGGGAGUAUGCGACGGAAAAACGGCUUGUCCAUGGGUAUGGCGCCCGGUGAUAAGAGUGCCGCCCUUGGUAAUGCCACGGGCGGCGCACCGGCCAAGAAAAUUGCCAUCAACUUGGGAUCGACGUUGAAAUCGGGCGUGGACAGCGAAACGCCUGAUUCAGAAACAGCAGCCAACGAGAACAAUGAGAAAGAGAACAACGACAGUCGCGGGGAUCAAGGCGGGUAA